GAUUCGACAGACGGACAUGUGCUACAUUGUUAGCUGCAGCGCCUCCUGUGCUGAUAGUUGCCUCAACGCCUCUCUGACCAACUGCUCUGUGAACUGCUGCAACUCAACUGGCUGCCUCAAUGGUAGUUUUGCAUCCAUGAUGAUGACAAUGACAACCACAGCACCCACAACAACCCCAACACCCAAACCAGCGACCACAAAGACUACAAUCAGUCCACAAACAACAGCAGACAAUGGAAACAAAUGCCAUAAAGGUAUGUGCGUUGGUACAGAUUGCUACAAACAGUUUGCUACAUCCCAAACAUGCGCCCCCUCACAGCCACACUGUCAGCUGAAAAAGGAGUCCAAAGAUUCCAGUUUUCAGUGGACAUCAGGUUGCACUACCAACUGUUCUGGCGAGACCCCAUGCAAGACCAACACCAAACCUCCGUGUCAUCUAGAGUGCUGCAACGCCACCACGACCUCCUGCCUAUGGUUGAAUGGUACACUCAAUCACCCCAAUUUUGCCACAAGAGGUCCUCAUCUUCACACAGAGUUGAUUGCUUUCUUAGUUUGCCUGCUUGCCAUCACUGUGCUGCUGUGAGAGACUGAGUAGGAGCUUGCUCAGCGGCUGUGUGGGUCAUUAGGUAAUCAGAGCUUUGUGUAACUCUCCAUCCAGAAACAAAACGCUUAGCAGUGCAGAGGUUAACACUACUUCGCCUACAACCAUCUUUCUCACUGAUUUUCACAUCAGAUUGUAAUGUAUAUAGUGUAUGUAUGGAAUUAUGUAAAGCAUAAGUUACAUUGUUUACUUGUUUUAUUAAAACUUCCCAAUUACAUUUUUUAUCUCUGAUUCAAGUUCAAAGAAAAAUGGAUUUGAACAGUAUUUCUAAACUGAGAACAUCAACUUCCAGAAUUCUGAAAAACAUGCUGAAAGCAGCUCAGUCAUCACAUCCAACAUUUAGUCUGCGAAUCACUGUUGUAAUUAACAAAACCAUUGAUUAA
Plectropomus leopardus (leopard coralgrouper) is the source of this 984-nucleotide messenger RNA. The record is from RefSeq and is a predicted model, not a curated record. Lineage: Eukaryota; Metazoa; Chordata; Actinopteri; Perciformes; Serranidae.